AUUUUUUAUAUUGGUAACAUUUUUUUUAUGAAGAAAGAAAACGUCAACAGAGUUUGAGGUUAGGCGUCGUCGCAUCAUUCUGGUUUAUUUUGUUUUUUGCGUAUUAUGUAGUGUUGGUGGCCGAAAAUGAGUUCGCCGCAGAAGGACAUCGAAGAGCCAACGUCCAGUAACGAUGUGAAAGGCGCGGAGGAGAAUGCAGGCAAAGAGGAAGUCACCGCGGCACCAGAGCCGCGGCCGCCCGCCAAGCGGCCGCUGUCGAGCACUGUGAUCGAGAUCUCGGACACGGAGAGCGACGACUCGGACGUCUGCGCCGUCACCUCGUACCAGGCGUCCGCCGACGAGGUGAAACGCAUCCGUGGCGCGGACUACUCGUCGUCCUCGUCGUCGUCGUCGUCGGGCAGCUACAGCUCGGAUUCCGAGUCGCCGUGGGAGGAUGACUCGUUGCUGGUGGCGGAGCCCCGGGUACGCGGUAAGCUGCCCCGCGCGUGCCUCAACCCGCGCGCCAGCCGCACUGACGACCCCCUGCUCAACCCUGCACUCAAGUCUCAAGAACUAAUAGACAGACUGAAGACACAUUGGAAGGAGCAGAAAGACAUGUCUACAUCUGAAGUGUCUCUGACGUGUGAUCCGUUCCGUCUGGUCCUGCUGCAUGACCUGCUGAGCAAUGCAGACAUCAUCAACAACAUGGUGGACGACAUGAACACACUGGACUGGACACGCAAGAAAAUGGACCUGUACGAGUUUCACCAGACUGUGGACCUGGCCAGCCUUACGUGGCAGCGCAGCAUCAAGGGCAUCUAUGAGCUGCUCAAGACUGAGAUCAUGAGUUGGGUGUCAGAAGUGAUGGGCCUGGAGCUGGUGUCAGUGUCGGCGUCGUGCUCCCUGUACGGGCCGGGCGACCACCUGCUGGUGCACGACGACAUGAUGAGCGACCGCCGCGUCGCGUUCGUGCUGUACCUGGCGCCCUGGCGCUGCACGUACACCACGGUGCACACCGUGCACAACGGGGACGGCGACCAUAGCACCAGUGAUCAGGCGGAGGGCGGCGGCGGGGGCGGCGGCUGGUCCGCGGCCAUGGGCGGCGCGCUGCGCCUGCGCGCGCGCGACGGCGCGGGGCGCGCGGGCGGCGCGGCGCGCGCGGUGCUGCCGCGGAACAACAUGCUGGCGCUCUUCAAGGUCGGCCCGGACUCCUUCCACCAGGUGGAGGAGGUGGUGUCCCUGGAGAUCCCCCGGCUGUCCAUCAACGGCUGGUUCCACGGCCCCGCGCCACCUACGGACCCCGCGCCUCCGCCCCCGCCCCCCUACGAGCCCCCGCCGCUGCUCAAGCCGCACAACCAAGUCGUGGUGCUGAGCGAGUGGGUGGACUCGGCGUACAUGUCGCCCGUGUCGCGGGCCGCCGUGCAGGCGCAGAUGGAGCGCGACAGCGAGGUCAGCCUGCGGGCCUUCCUGCUGCCAGAGAGGCGGCGGCAGCUGCUCGAGGCACUGCAGAGUCCCGAAGUGGAGUGGGAGCACGUGGGCCCGGCCAACGAGCGGCGCUACUGCCGAGUGAAGCUGGACGGGCUGGAGGCGGGCGCGGCCCCGCCGGCGGGCCCCGCGCCGUGGGCGGGCGCGGGCGCCGUGCGCGCGCUGCUGCAGCUGGCGGGCGCCGCCGCCUGGCUGCGGCUGCUGCAGGACUGCACCGACCUGCAGCUGCGCCACUACCAGCGGCUCGAGCUGCAGCGCUGGCAGAGGGGGGACUUCACCCUACUACCACCACGGUCGCACUACCAAGAAGCGCGGCUAGAAGCCGUGCUGUACUUGGGCGUACCGGAGCGGACCCUGUGCGGCGGCUGCACGACGUACGUGGCGCCCGAGGAGGAGGGCGAGCCGGAGGCCGAGGGCGGAGCGCUGGUGACGGUGCCGCCCGUCGACAACGCGCUCACGCUGGUGUACUGCGACGCGGGCGCCGCCUCCUUCACCAAGUACCUCAGCAAGAUGACCAUGCGGCCCGACGAGUGCUUCUACAUCCUCACCUGCACGUACAAGGAAUGAUAUCCGGAGACCGACGAACCGCACUGACAGUGUGUAGUGAAGUGCAUAGUUUCAUCAAACGAGUUUCAAAUAAAAUGAUUCAUUAGAGAAGUGAUAUGUGAACGGCGUGUGGUUGUUGUAAUGCAUGAAGUGACUAAACUAUUACGAAUAUUAUAAAUGCGAUAAUGGCGUCUAUUCUGGCGGACACAAACUUAACCUCAUAAAUUAGUACCGCCCUUCACUUACAAUACGUGCAAGAAAGAGACAGUUCUAGUCUUGUCAAAUUAAGUUGGUCGUUGCCCAAAUUGGUUCCAGUAUCUAAGUUUGUCUGUGUCUUACCUUUUCACGCCUAAAUCGUCGGAUCGAUUUGAAUAAGUUUUCAUUCAAAGCGGUCAUGCGAUUUAGGCGAGCAAUGGAUCGAAACCCAAGAAUGGAAAGAGGAUACUUACCUUGGACAGAUUUUCACUCCACACGGAAAAAAAUUGUACAAAAUAAUGAACCACGGGAAACAGGCACGACGGGUGAGGGCGCUCGCCUCGAACAACAAAAUACCUCCGUUCAACAUAUCAUUUCUUUAUUGAUAUGAAUUUUAAAUGCUUCAACAGCUUUUAUUAUCUUGUAUAAACCGUAAGAAAUCAAUACCAAACCAGUUGUGAAUACAUCAGGCGAUAAGUAAUUCUAUUGCCGAGUAAUUAAUCUGGGAAUAUUUGAAUAAACAGUUGUUGUGUUGUGUGAGUGAGGGAGAGAUAGUUAUAACACUUAGGAUGGUGUGGAAAUAUUUUCUAUUAUGUGUUCUGUUAUGUCAUAAUACUCACAGACUAGUAGAAUAAUUGUUGUAGUAGUGAUAAAACGCGGCAAGCUGGUGCGAUUUUUCAUCACCAGCCUUGGAAACCUUCUCAGUUGCAGCGCCAUUACCGCGUGCGAUGUAAGUGUUUUUAACAUUUUAGUUUGUGCGUAUUAUGCCUUGUUGAACGGUUGAACAUUUUUCAUAGAUAUGUCAAUGGAAUGUGUAAAUCUAGUUAAAUUGAAAGCAGAUAUUGUUAUUAAUUUAUUGGCACUUUGUUUACCGAGGAGAAACAUGAAUUAUUUGAUUGAACAAAACUGAAUACAUGUAAUUAUAUCGGCGUUGCUGCAGCACAGGUGGACGUGUCUUGUAUUAUAGUGUGUGAUAAGCAACUGAUGAAUUUACAAUACUUGAAUAUAAUGCUGUAUUUUGCUAUGCAAGUGAGGAUGACUGUAUUUUUGUAGGAGAAUGUUUUAUGAAGUGAGCCCUUAAGUGUGUGGUGUGGUUGAGGCGCCCACACUGGUACUGAGCUGGUUGUGCAUCGUACUUACGCUUCAACCACGCACGGGUGGCCAACCAGUGUAUAGUUAUUGUAAACAAAGUCACGUGGCGUCUCAUACAACAUUAUUGCGCGUUAAAUAAAACCAAAUAAGUUACAUUUGUAAAUAUUGUAUUAGUUAUUAAAUUAAAUAUUUUUAAGAAA
Molecule: messenger RNA, 3497 nt
Organism: Pectinophora gossypiella (pink bollworm)
Lineage: Eukaryota; Metazoa; Arthropoda; Insecta; Lepidoptera; Gelechiidae
Gene: sud1
Product: prolyl 3-hydroxylase sudestada1
Exons: 9
Coding region: 127-2031 (634 amino acids)
Biological process (GO): peptidyl-proline hydroxylation; regulation of translational termination
Cellular component (GO): cytoplasm
Molecular function (GO): peptidyl-proline dioxygenase activity; L-ascorbic acid binding; iron ion binding
Source: RefSeq, a predicted model, not a curated record